Messenger RNA from Neodiprion fabricii, 6520 nucleotides. Its product is annotated as zinc finger protein 768. The transcript is spliced from 6 exons. The coding region runs from base 438 to 1823 and encodes 461 amino acids. The record is from RefSeq and is a predicted model, not a curated record. Gene Ontology annotation, molecular function: zinc ion binding. Gene Ontology annotation, cellular component: nucleus. Lineage: Eukaryota; Metazoa; Arthropoda; Insecta; Hymenoptera; Diprionidae.
GAAUAAUCCCGUAGUCGGUGGUUCGCUUUGAAUUUACCGCCAUUCGCGCACUCACCCCUCACCACCUGUGAAUAGUGCGAGGGCGUAACAACAGGUGGCGAAAUUUCGAUAUUCGAUGAAUCGACGCGCGGCGACGGCGAGUUCGAGAACUAACCGGCUGACGAGUGGGAGGCCAGAGCAGAGAAGCUACUAAUGGCGGCGUUCAACUCUUCACAUUUGAAAUUAGCGUUUUAGUUAUGUGUACCGAGGGACUCGAACCACAUCGAGUUUCAAACAAAACGGGAAACAACGGCCCGUCGUAUUAGCGUGGUGAGCUGAGCUUGGCCCCGGGGCUGAGCACGUAGUUCUUCGCGCCUCGAACCUCUCGACGAUAGUCGGUGUCGGUGUUGAUGCGUGCGGGGUUAACCUAUUCAGGCUAGUCCCUUCGCUCUCGAACAAUGACAAUGAAUGAGGAUUUCAACUUCGCCGAACUUUGUCGGCUCUGCUCGUUGAAAAGCAACAAUCAUCUUCAGAUAUUCGACAAGGAGGGCGAGCAGCGGCAGCUCCUCUUCAAAAUUCGUUCCUGCAUACCAGCUGUGAUUACCAAAGAAGAUGCUCUCCCAAAAAAUAUCUGCCAGCGGUGCCUCUACAAAUUGGACAUGUUCUACGAGUUCAGAGCAAGCUGCAUGACGACUGACACUGUGCUAAAGAAUUACGCAGAUAGUUUAAAACAGCUAGCCGCUUCAGUCAACAGCCAGGUAUCAGAAAAAGAUAAAAUGUCCGGUGGUAGUCAGCAGCAACAGCAACGUACGGCGUAUGUUGAAGCCCAUGCGGUUGCUCAUGCUGCAGUUCAACAGCACAUGGCGCAGCAGGCAGCCCAAGCAAGACUUGCCGGUCCAGGUCCUCCUGCUGCUCCUCAGCCACCAAAUCCCACGUUUACCAUCCCAGAUGAUGGACUUGGAUACGACGAUGGUGUCCGAGUUCUCCGCUCCAUUGGGACCUGGUCACCAGAUUAUUCUGCCGCAAUGCGACCCGGAGGCGUAAUGCCAGCAUUUCCUACAGCCAAUGAGCAACAGUUCUCUAGAGGACCAACGGUCAAUCAGGCCCCACGUCCGAGACCAGGCUAUGCAUCUAAAGCUACAAAUACAGGAGAGCCUACAGUCAAAGCGUUUGCUUGCACGGUUUGCGGCAAGGGUCUUGCUCGUAAAGAUAAGCUGGUUAUACAUAUGCGCAUACAUACUGGUGAGAAACCAUAUUCAUGCGAAGUUUGCGGCAAAGCAUUCGCGAGACGCGACAAGUUAGUUAUACACAUGAAUAAACUGAGACAUAGACCGGGUGUGACUCCACUCUCAACUCCAACUGCGCCAAACUCGGAUCAGCAGCAACAGCAGCAGCAACAACAACAGCAGCAGCAGCAACAACAGCAACAGCAACAGCAACAACAGCAACAGCAUCAAAAUCGUCAAGAUGCUCUUCAGAAACCAAAAAUUGAACCUGUUAGCUGGGCUUGCGAACUUUGCGGAAGAGCUCAUGCAACCAGAGAGGAAUGGAUGCAGCAUGCAAGGUCUCAUCUUGAGGCUUCAGCACCACCGCAGCACGCCGCGCCAUAUUUUCCUGCAAGUGCUGCUCCACCACAACCCUAUACAUCAGAACGAAAUUUCUGUUUGAUGUGCCGCACAGAUUUUACGGACAAAGCUGAAUUCAUGUUUCAUGUUCGCUCGCAUUUUGAGCCUCAUUCACAACCGACUCCAUCCCAGCAUUCGAGUGGUAAGCAGGGUGCAGACUCUGCUACUGCCGAACUCAUCGCCCGUGGCUUAGUUGACCCCUCGGGCCUCUGUAGCUAGAACCACACCACCUACCAUUGCCUGUCGUCGAUUCGUGUCUUACCGUAGUGCAAACUUUCGACUCUGCCGUUGGCGAUGUGACAUAUAGAUUGAUAUAACAUCACGCGGUAAUCGGUGAUCGAAACGUUAGUGCCUAUGUGUCAUGGAUUUAUUAUUAAUCGAAGAUAUGUAACAGUGAAUAAUAAUUUUAAUCAUGUUAAUUUGGAUAGUACAGUCGGUCUUACUCAGUUUAAGUGGCCGAUGAAAUCAUGAUUGUUUAAAAAUCACGUGUGAGUAAUUUAGCCGCUAACUAGAUUUAUACACACAUAUAUAUCUAUUAUAAAUAUGAUAUACAUAUACAUAUUAUACAUAUACGUACAUAUACAUUGCUCGGAGAUAUCUGGUUAGAAGGAGUCGCAUGUCUAUUUUGUAUAACUUGCAUCAUUAUUAAGAGCAAUUUAUAUAUUUACAGUAUAUUUGAUGUGUAAAAGAACUCUCUUCCCGCGUUAUGAUUGAUUUACUUGUAAAUAUAUUAUAUUUAGAUCAGCGUAUUUUAUAAUUGUAGUUAUUAAUUUAGGCAUUAUACCCCGUAGUAUUUCAGUUCAUCGAUUUAUAAGUAUAUCUGAUACAAUAUCCAAUUGUAUAAUAUUGUCGCAACAUAAUUAUAAAUACACAUACACGCACACAUACAAUCAACAUUAGGGUGUUGAACAUCCAUUUGUUUCCUUACUUCCGCCCUCAAUUGUGCAGACGUUGAAUCUUCGAAAAUUUGUUAUCUUUGGUAGAAAUUUCGUAGAGAUCAAUAAAUUACUCAAAUAUAAUCAUAAACCCAAAGAUUCAAGAUAUGAGGUUUUUUAUUCUUUAUUGUGAGCUUACUGGUAAUUGCAAAAAUAAUAUUUUAAAAACAAAAAUAACAAGAUGGAACUUUGAAAUUUAAAAAUUGACUGAAGCAUUUCGUGUCUCAGGUUUGGACAAGUUCAAUUUUUAAUCUGAAGUAGCGGAUUUGAGGGAUGGAGUUGCAAAAAUUGCGAUGGAGAAUUGUUUUGGAUCUUCUCAUACCCUAAUAUAACUCAUCUCACGUGUCACAAGUUACGUAUACUUUUUACCUUGCACGGUGGAAUGAAUGAGCGAUUAGCAUAUCAAAGUAUUGUAAUAAGAUAACUUUACGUAUAAAAUAGUCGAGAUAUUGUCCGAUGCAAACUUUAGCGUCAAAUCUACGGUGUAAGAAUUGUUUUGACUUAAUCUUCGAACAACUUAGUUUUCGAUUGAUUUCCGGAUUUCACAAACAUGGCACUGCCUACUAAUUAUAAUAUUCCUUGAUUCCCACCGAUAAAAAGUACUUGCUCUCCGUCUGCUGUUUUAUUGCUCUAACAGCAGGAAUUUUUAAAUUUUCAAUACGCUAGUAAAAAGCGCAAUUGCAAAUUAUUUACAGUCUUAGCAUUGAAACUCGUAAUUGUUCUAUCGCUGUUACAUAAAAUAUAAGUUAUUCAUAAUGCAUUCAGAAUUGCUGUCAUUUUAUACUAGAAAUUAUUCUUCAGUGGUUACGUCACGAGAUUAACGCUAUAUCACGUCAUUUUUUUUUUCCUAUUACAGAAACUUUUACGCCCUCUACUCGACUAUGUUAGUAUCUUGUUGAGUUAUUAUCGUAGAAUGAUUGAACGUUAUGAAAAUUGUUGUUUAAGUUUGUGUCCAUGUCGCAAUUUAUUUUUAGAGCCACGGGACUAAUUAACUUACUUGAUAUUAUUUGGGAGUUGGGGAGGUGGCGAUCACCAGAUCAGAAAAGUACCGACAUCUGCUCCCAUCUUCAGCAUGCAGGGAUCACGACAUCAUCUGAUUGAUUGCUGAAGACGGAAACAGAUUCCACUGCCUGAAAGUCAAGAUAAAGGUAUGAUAAACCGAUGGAGCUAGUCCCACCAACCCCAAGAAAGCUCGGGAAAAGCAGAGUGGAUAGGGAGGAAGUCAGGUGGACCCUCCUUUCACCACCACUCCUAAACUCCCAAAUAAUACCAUGCAUGAUAUGCCAUUACUACUAAAUUUCAGACAACAACUAAUCAAUUUUGGAUGAAAAAGUAACUACAUAUUGAAAAUUUGUCUAAACUGUGAGGUAUUUUUGGAGUCUUAUCAGAAUGACGGGUGAGCUUGCUACACAUGCAGAACAUAGUUUUUGAAGUGCUUUGAGAAUUAAAACUUUUUAUAAAAAUGUUUGCUGUAACUACUAAACUUCAAAAAUUGUACUCCAACUAACGAGGAACGCAGGCACAGAAACGAAUCAAUUAAUGCUAAUGAACUUUUUCUAAUUUCACAUGAGACUUUCUAUUUCAAUCUUCAGAAUAGUAUUUGAUUUGAAAAUUUAUUGAAAAAGAAUUAUAUGCAUUAACGGUGAGAAACUAAUAAUAACAGAUAGGCAAAAGUGUUUCAAAAUCUUUUCACAUUUUGGCGAGAUCCGAAAUUUUGUGCUUGUUUUUCGGAUUAGAUUCGUUUUAUUAUGGUGGAAUUUGGUGAUUUGUACGUUUUCCUUUUGACUAUCUGUUCUGACAGUUUCUUGUGGCCUGAUGUUGUUCCGUUCUAAGUUACUUUAACGUUAGUUUCAUCCGAUUUGAUUAAAACUUCAUUUUUCAUAGUAUCGCCGCGUUGCCACACCAUGCCGUAUCUUGUACGUUUCGGGAAAAAUAAUUAACCCUAGGAGUACACACUCUGACUUCACAGACGCGAUUGAAGUUUCAAAGGACUGGUACUGUGAGACCUUUGACCUAACAGAAACGACUCUGCCGCGUAAAAUAUCUUUGGUCUUACUUUGCACAUUGAAAGAGUGCACAAGAAAGCCUGGUGUUUCUCAGACCGUCGAGGUUUUUUUUAGUAAUGAUCGAAAAUUAGGACAACGUAUUUUCUUCCCCAAGCAAGAAAUCCAUAUUACCUCAUCUAUAAUCUGUGAGGAAAUGAAAAUCAUCUCAGUUACUUCCAAAGCCAUGAAUUUUUUUAUCCAUCAGUGCAAAACUCGCUUUUCUCCUUCGGCGAAACAUUCCAUUUACUUGGACGCUUUUCUUGGGCACAUUACGAAUUGAAAUCAUAUCUAGUUUUCACAAAUGCCUUCUUAACUGCAGUCUGCUCAUUCACUUAGAAAACUAAACAUUCAAAUAGACCUAAUUUUGCUGAUGUUGUCUGCAUCUGACAGACCGAGUGUAUGAAAGUAGACAGAGAGAAAUAUGUGUUUACUCCUAGGGUUAAUACACUUACACAUUUUCGAACCCGCACUUGAUACAGCUUCAAUGGCACUUAGUCUUGUCUAGAUACAUACAUACAUAUACAAUAUACAUAGGUACAUAAGAUUUAUUCUAGUGAGGAAGCAGCGAGCGCGCUGAGUUUUACUGUGCCUCCUUUGUAGACGUGUUAUUUUAUUAGCGUUUUACACUUUUAUCUUGUUUUUAAACUUGUUGACUUAGCCAAAAAUUUGACUGACUAUUGAUUGUAACUAUCUGUAAUUAUUAUUAUUAUUAUCUUCAUUAUAGAUAGACUAAUUAGACCGAAAAUAUAGAUUUGUAAGAAAAACCUCCCUCGAGAGAGAUAACUAUGUUUUAAAAAAAAAAGUUUUUCAUCGAUUUUGGUGAAAUAUCCACUUUUCUGUUUCGUAGACUGUGAAUGUCAUUGUAAUCUCUGUUCAGAUUAUAUGUCAAACCUAUCGCAACCUUUUAAAUAUUUUUGUUUUCCUUGGCGAUGUCGCUAUAUCGAUAUGUAUAUUACGUUGUCAAAUCUCUGACAAUACACAACAAUCGAUGAAACUUGUUUUGAAAUUUAUUAUCGUGUACAAAAUUUUUGGUUCAACUAUGAGGCCCGAAACUUAAGAAAGUGCGUAUUAUUGCAAACAUGCAAUUGACAUUCUGUACGCGUGUAUAACUGAUAGUAUUCAAAAUUAUCGAAAUUUUACUGUCGUUUGUAACCGACUGUUGUUACGAUUUGUACAGAUAUGGAUAAUUGAUCGAUCUCUUUGUUUUCUAUUAUAUUAUAUUCGGUAUUAAGUAACAUAUAUAAUUAUAUACGUAUGCAUUCGAUUUUUACCCACAAUGUACUGUAAAUUUAAUGAAAUUUAUUCUAACUGCUUCAAGACUACAGUGGCGUUUCAAAUUUGCACAUUAGGUCGCCUUGAACUGGUCAGUGGUCGACCAUAUUCGAGGUACAGUACGGUGAUUAUUGGUUAGGGCGGUGAUGUUUUUAAAUUUGGACCGGGUCAUGCAGAAAAAAUGAAUUAAAAAUAUAAAGCAAAACGACCAGGCCCACAAAAUGAAAAGAAAAGAGAAAGCAAUUGGGAAUAUUGAUGAACGAGUAAUGUUUCGCAUUGUUUCCUUCUUUAUUGCGCAUAGUGCCUUCUCUCUGGGACAUGAUAAUUACGUAUUGUAUAUGUAUAUUAAUUAUGUGUUUAUAUAUAAUUUUGACUUGCACGGUAGGAGGCACAAUGGCGUAAACGUUAUUACUAUUACUAUUACUGCUACUAUUAAACAGAUAAAUAUAUAAAUAAAUAAAUAAGUUAGGAUAGAUUAUUUGAUGCUGUUUGGUGUCGUCAGGAAUGAACAUUUGACGACACUGCCUCUAGCAUCUGUUUUAGACUACUUUUAUACCGUUAAUGUCACACGCAGCUAAUCAGAGUUGGUACAUUACUGCCAUAACCAUAACAUACAAUGUAUACUCAUAUACCUAUACCUUUAUAAAUAAAAUAUAUAAAAUAA